Pelobates cultripes (western spadefoot toad) is the source of this 297-nucleotide messenger RNA. NCBI's taxonomy places the organism in Eukaryota, Metazoa, Chordata, Amphibia, Anura, Pelobatidae. The record is from the annotation of a GenBank genome assembly.
AUGAUCUCUGUAAUCACGGACGACUCCGUGGAAUACACUCCAGAGAACUACCUACUCCAUCUGACUCCCAUGCCGCUGACGACCUCCAAGAAAGCCAUCAUCCCCUACCCGAUCAAUGCAGCGCGUAGCCUCAUCCCGACCUUCUGGAGACAGACCUCAGCCCCCGCUACUACCGACUGGAUCACCAGAGUGGAAGAAAUACGGAACAUAGAAGAAACUAUCCUGGCAGCAAGGAGAUGGAGCCAAACCUACCAGAAGAUCUGGUACCACUGGAUACACUGGCUGGCUACGAAAUAA